Colletotrichum destructivum is the source of this 2684-nucleotide messenger RNA. RefSeq names its product Putative ribonuclease H-like superfamily, exonuclease, RNase T/DNA polymerase III. Lineage: Eukaryota; Fungi; Ascomycota; Sordariomycetes; Glomerellales; Glomerellaceae. Gene Ontology annotation, molecular function: exonuclease activity; nucleic acid binding. Bases 132 to 2258 code for a protein of 708 amino acids. The record is from RefSeq and is a predicted model, not a curated record. Gene Ontology annotation, cellular component: nucleus. The transcript has a single exon.
GAUUUUUUGCUGGGAUUCUGUUUAAGAAAAACCACCCAGCUGCAAGCCCACCACUGUUCCGGGCCUCAAUCAAAUCUUUUCACCCCGAAACUCUGGCUGAGCAUUGGAAGCCGCUGGAGGUCUAAAAAAAAAUGGGGAACCAUCGCAGAAGCCGCGGAGGUGGCGAUGACGAGGCCGAAACGGACGCCGCUAGUCAAGAGCUCAGCACAGGAAUCACCGUCGCCCAGCCGCAACAAUCAACAAUUCCGAGCGAGAUAGCGAAUGGCGAACGCGACUCCCGCGAAAGCUCCUCGCAGACUCACAGCAGUGGAAGCUUGAAAAGAUCGGCCCCUGACGAUGACGAGGGAUGGACCAAAGUCGAGCGAGGCAACAAGAAGCGCAAGAAGGUCCCUCGCGAAGGCUCCAACAACUAUCCCGCCAUCACCUUCUCCCCGAGUGCGAAGCUGUUCGCUAAGAUCAACCUCGCCAUGCUUCGCGACCUUGUUCUCUACCUCUUCGCUGACGGAACGGGUCCGAACUGGGUCUCCGUUUCGCACCGACCGUACUUCAGAAAGAUUGUAGUCUUGAUGGUACCCGGGUUAGAGGAAGCCAUGUUCAACGAGGCCGUGAACUUCGACAAGUAUACCUCCGGCUCGGCUAGUAAUCAAGACCGCACAGAAACGACGCCCGACGACUACUACCCCCGGCCACUUUCGGCUGAACGCCUACCGAUUGCGCUCCAGGGAUUCGCCAACAUGUUCCCUCACCUAUGGCCUGUCAAGGCACCUGGCGACGACAAGUACAUGAAACUUCACUCGCCCAUGGGUACCUUUCUUACCGCGCCUAUGGCCAAGAACAAAGACGAGAGAAAGGGUCCUAAGCCGGCGAGGGAGCCUAGUGGCUGGAAGAACGAGCGAACACGUAUUACCGAAUUUUUAGCCACACUCGAGGAACUGGAAAAUGCUGGGCAUCUCAUCCACCCGGCGCUCAUAGAGAAUGAAGAGAGAAGAGCGGCAUUCAGGGUUCCAGAUGGAUGGGUUGUAUCCAAAGUCGACAAGCUUGAAGAUGGUGAAGUGCCCGAGGCGGACAUUGAACAGGGCAGCGUGACAGCUGGCCGAGAGUGUCUCGCCUUGGACUGCGAGAUGUGCAUGACGGGCGAGAGCGAAUAUUCUCUUACACGCAUUAGCGUCAUUUCAUGGUCAGGAGACCUGCUUAUGGACGAACUGGUGAAACCAGAGAAACCCAUCACCAACUACGUCACCCAGUUCUCCGGUAUCACAGAGGAGAUGCUGAAACCGGUGACGACCACACUGCAGGAUAUUCAACGGAAGCUCCUCGAGCUAAUUACCCCGCGAACUAUCCUCAUCGGACAUUCGCUCGAGUCUGACUUGAAGGCUCUUCACUUCUCUCAUCCCUUCAUCGUCGAUACCUCCCUCAUCUACCCGCAUCCGAGAGGCCCGCCUCUUAAAUCAUCUCUCAAAUGGCUGACUCAGAAGUAUGUGAACCGUGAGAUCCAGAAAGGCGGCGCCAACGGACACAACCCGAUCGAGGACGCUCGCGCUUGUCUGGAUCUUGUUAGACAAAAAUGCGAGAAAGGAAAGAUGUGGGGCGCAUCUGACUUCCAGGGUGAGAAUCUAUUCCGCCGGCUGGCCAGAGCUGGAACUGCAUACAAGGCCCAGGGCGGCGAGGCAGGUGGUUUGGUAACAGGCAAAACGAGCGCUGCCGUGGACUGGGGUGACCCAUCCAAGGGCCCUGGUGCUGGAGCCACGUACCAAGUCGGUUGCAAAUCCGAUGCAGACGUUGUCAACGGCGUCAUUCGAGCUGUAAAGGGCGACGCGGACGGGUUGGAAAUCCCAGGCGGUGGUGUUGACUUUGUGUGGGGUCGGAUGCGAGAGCUUGAGGCGUUACAAGGCUGGUGGAACAAGAACCGAGUUGACAGCGCCAACAGCGAUGGCGGUCCUCCCGAAUCUGAUACCAAGCUGGAUGGAAAGCUCGGCAAGUCGCCUCUGGAGCAGUGCUUGGCCCGUCUCUCCGCCUCUCUCGAGACCAUUCACGCGAGCCUUCCACCCUGCACGGCCUUCAUCGUCUACUCGGGCUCCGGUGACCCUCGCGAAAUGAGCAGGCUCCAGGCCAUGCACUCGCAAUGGAAGCGAGAAUACAAUACCCCCGGAAAGAAGUGGGAUCAGCUGUCUGUCAAGUGGACGGAUGAGGAGGAACAAGCCCUUCGACGUGCAGUUAAAAAGGCCAGACAAAGCGUCGGGUUCAUUGGUGUGAAAUAACCACGUCGGCCACUUUGGGGAUUGGCACAUUCUCGGAGGAGCUUAUGAAGGUCCAUCAAACGCCUUCAUAUCGUCGACGAACAUCAGCUAACACAACAACACGCGGGACUGUUGAGAAGGGAAAUAUGUUAUACCUCAGCGGUAACUGGUCUGGUCAGAUACUCUUAUAUGAUACCCCUAGGUCAUAGUAUAGAAAGGAUACCCGCUUUUGGGAGGGACCCGAGAUCUCGGCAUCCGGCAGGAUGUCCAUUGCAAAGAGACAUCCAUUCGCCUUCUUAAGCGUGGCGACACAUGGUAUUCUCUGCGGAGGACAGGGCGACGACAUGUUACUUUCAAAUUAGUUCUGCCAUCGGUAAACCAUCUGUGUUUACACAUGUCCACGGAAGUGUGAGCAACGAUUGAUCGCUUCCGCUUAGGGUCACCAAC